Molecule: messenger RNA, 1144 nt
Organism: Musa acuminata subsp. malaccensis (wild Malaysian banana)
Lineage: Eukaryota; Viridiplantae; Streptophyta; Magnoliopsida; Zingiberales; Musaceae
Biological process (GO): methylation
Cellular component (GO): eRF1 methyltransferase complex
Molecular function (GO): nucleic acid binding; protein methyltransferase activity; S-adenosylmethionine-dependent methyltransferase activity
Source: RefSeq, a predicted model, not a curated record
CGCGGCCCAAAUUGGAUUCCAAGCCCUAGCGAUUCCCCGGUUCGUUCGAUCGGUCGUACCCCGCGCCAUCCUUCCCUCGCGGCGACGCCGGUCAUCCCGCGGCGUCGGCCCUCCCUGAGCCGUCGUCUCGCGCCCUCUCCUCCGACGUGUCGACUUCCGAGGUUGUGACGUAGCUGGUGCAUCCAUCCCCUGGCAAGUCUUUCGAUACAGACAUUACUAAUGAAGGUAUCUAGGACUGCUCAGAUCAGACUAGUCAGUUGCCACCCAGAGGUGUAUGAGCCAUGCGAUGACUCAUUUGCGCUGGUUGAUGCACUAUUAGCUGAUCGAGAGCAUCUGAUAGAGCACCGGCCAAGCUUAUGCAUGGAACUGGGCUGUGGAAGUGGCUAUGUAAUCUCAUCUUUAGCCAUCAUGCUUGGUGAACUAGGCUGCGGGGUCCAUUAUUUUGCAACAGACAUUAAUCCAGAUGCAGCUCAAGUAACUCGUGAAACACUUGAAGCUCAUGGGUUGCACGCUGAAGUCAUCUCGACCGAUAUUGCAUCUGGUCUUCGGAAACGCCUUGCGGGCAUGAUUGAUGUGGUUGUUGUGAAUCCUCCCUAUGUGCCUACUCCCGAGGAAGAGGUUGGUUGCAAGGGGAUCGCAGCUUCAUGGGCUGGAGGAGAGAAUGGUCGUACGGUGAUCGAUAGAAUCUUUCCUGUCGCUGAUGAACUGCUGUCAGAAAAAGGUUGGCUAUAUAUGGUCACUCUAACUGCGAAUAACCCCACACAGGUUUGCCGAAUGAUGAAAGAAAAGGGCUAUGCAUCACGGAUUAUCGUGCAGAGGUCCACAGAAGAAGAGAGCCUUCAUGUUAUUAAAUUUUGGCGGGAUGGUGUCAUCGCAAACAGUGCUGAAGGUUCAGAUUCUUGGUUGUCACAGUUUCCAUUCAAGUCUUUCUGGCGAAGUAGUGGAACCAGUGCUUGAGUUUGGUUCUGAAAACUGACAAACUCCGGAUCCUUUGUGGCUGUUCAACAGCUGGUGCAAUUCAUAUCCUCUUAUGUCCUACAAGAGCUUUUCGGCAAUAGUUUUGUUGGUCGAUGGCUAACAAUGUUUCCAAAACGAUCUUGAUAAUAGUCUGUGGAUAAAAGCUUACUCAUCCAAUUUGGUGCCA